CGAUAUAUUCCUGAAGAUGGAGCGCGAAGCGGGAUUUAAGAUUGUAUGGGGUGUUUCUAAAAAGACUGUAUUCUUAGUUACAAUAUAAAUUUUGUUAUCCUUCUUUAGUAGUCAUUUUCCUUCAUGAAUCGGAAAGAUUGUACAUUACGAUGUUUAUGUAACUUUAAUGUAAUAUGUAAAUGAAAAACUCUUAAAUCUACGUGAAUUAAAUAUAUCAGGUAAUAUAUUUAAAAUCUUGAAGGAAUUAUUAAAAAUGGGAUCCAAGCAAAGCACUCGUAGUCUUACUAUAUCCAAUGAAGAAGAGGUAGGAGUGAUUAAAGUAUCUAGUGCAGUUGCAGAACGUUUAGCCCAAGGAGUCAACAAAAGUUUCAAUCAGACUGUUAAAGACGUAAACUCAUUUACUCCGACACAACCAACUCCUUCCGCUGUUCCUCCAUCAUCGUCAUUGCCACAGAAAAAAAUUGGUGAAACACCUUCUGCAUAUCCAGCAUAUUAUUAUCCAGAGUUAACGUUAUCCGCUCUUGAAAUGCAACAUCAGAAAGAACAAGAACUUCAUGCUCAAAAUGAUUAUUGGCAAAAACGCUUAAAAAAUAUGGAAAAUAAGCACUCGAUGAUAGAUAUCCUUUUAGAAGAAGAAUUUAAAAGAACUGUCAAUGAAUUUUAUCCAGAAGAAAAAGGACAAAAAGCGACAAAUAAUUUUAACAAUGAACAGCUGUGUGCUGCAGGUAAAGAAAAAGUAUUAAAAUGUUAUCAAGACCAUCCUAAGGAAACAUUGAAAUGUUCUAAUUUAGUAGAAGAAUUUUCUAACUGCGUGGAUCAACGUCGAAUGAAUUUAAUUACAACCCGCUAACACAUUAAAUUCUGUUAUUAGUUGUUUAAUAAAUUAUUGUGCUUUAGUAGGAUUUCCUAUUUUAUGAACAAUAAAUUGUGCUAUUCAUAAACAUUUUAUAAUUUCAAAUCUUAUAUUUAAUAUAAUAUAAAAGAAAAUAUGUUAAAAAUGUUUAAAGGUCUAAUGAAAUAUAAGUUUGAAUCUUAUAUUAAUGAAGCGAAUUCUGUGCCACUUAUUAUAUAUGUUGCAUAAACCAGUUCGACUAUAAUUAGAAAAUGAUGAAUAUAAAGUAUAUUUAAUAUUUCUUAUGAA
Polistes canadensis is the source of this 1141-nucleotide messenger RNA. It is a transcript of the gene Chchd3, whose product is annotated as MICOS complex subunit mic25-b. The transcript has 3 exons. The record is from RefSeq and is a predicted model, not a curated record. Gene Ontology annotation, cellular component: MICOS complex. Lineage: Eukaryota; Metazoa; Arthropoda; Insecta; Hymenoptera; Vespidae. The coding region runs from base 254 to 850 and encodes 198 amino acids. Gene Ontology annotation, biological process: inner mitochondrial membrane organization.